This is a messenger RNA of Corylus avellana, 1874 nucleotides long. RefSeq names its product Plasma-membrane choline transporter family protein. The record is from RefSeq and is a predicted model, not a curated record. Gene Ontology annotation, cellular component: membrane. Gene Ontology annotation, biological process: transmembrane transport. Gene Ontology annotation, molecular function: transmembrane transporter activity. Lineage: Eukaryota; Viridiplantae; Streptophyta; Magnoliopsida; Fagales; Betulaceae.
CUCGUGGCACCGUAUCUUCACCUCCAGUAAGACCACGGAGAAAAACAACUGAAUCAUGACAUUAACAUCUCUCCCUCUCUCUCUCUCUCUCUCUCUUAACCGUUGAGUUUCAGUUCCCACUCCAUUUCGUGUUAUUUUAAUCCAAAACCCUAGAAUUCUCCUACAUUGACCGCUGCUCUUAACGUUUUCGCUCUCUCUCUUGACCAUUCGAACCAAAAGCAAAUCCCCAAUUCCCCAACUGCUCCGUACUAUGUUUCUCAAUCGGUCCCUCACACCAUGAGCGACUCUCAGAGCCCCACCUCAUCCUCCUUUGACUCCGCUUCCGGCUCCGCCGCCGAUCAGUAUAGAAUGUAGUCCGGAGUCGGAGAAGUGGUGAUGGUGCUCAAACGCUGGCUUCUGAGCCAUCACGCCGCUGGCGGGAUAUAUUUUGGUUGGCAAUAUUUAUGCUUCAUUUGGUGGUUUUGGGACUCAGCCUUGUGGUUCUCGGGCUCAAUAGGUAUGGGAAAAAAGAUAGGCUAAACAUUGAUAGGUACACCCCUCGAUAUACAGAACACCACGGUGGCUUGACGGAGGAUUAUUGGCCAAUGUAUGCUGUUGCCGGUGGUGUUGGGACUGUUCUGGGAUGUACUUGGUUGUUGUUCCUGGGUUCACAGGCCAACCAAAUGAUGAAGGUUUCAGUGCACAUUUUGACUACCUAUCUUGCUGUGAUUAGCGUUUUGUGUUUCUGGGGGAAGCUGUUCUUUUGGGGCGUUAUGUCUGGGAUUGGUGCUGCUUUGCAGUUCUUGUAUGUCAUAUCAGUAAUAGACAGACUUCCAUUUACCAUGCUGGUAUUGCAAAAGGCUGUGAAGAUGGUAUGGAGUCUUCCAAAAGUUAUGAGAAUAGCAUAUGCAUUCAUGCUUGUCAUGCUUCUGUGGAUGGGAUUAUGGUCUUUUGGAGCAGCUGGUGUCGUGGCUUCGAGCAUGGGUGAUGGUCAACGCUGGUGGCUUCUUGUGGUUUUAUCUGUAAGCUUAUUCUGGACAGGUGCAGUCCUCUGUAAUACUGUACAUGUUAUAGUAUCUGGGAUGGUGUUUCUUGUUCUUAUCCAUGGUGGUCAUGAACCAUCAUCAAUACCUUCGAAUUCCUUGAUGAAGUCUUUACGAUAUGCUGUGACAACAUCUUUUGGAAGCAUUUGCUAUGGAUCACUCUUUACAGCUGCUAUUCGGACAUUACGGUGGGAGAUUAGGGGAGUUCGGUCGAAGAUUGGCAACAAUGAGUGUUUACUUUGCUGUGUCGAUUUCCUAUUUCAUCUUGUGGAGACCCUAGUUCGUUUUUUCAACAAGUAUGCCUAUGUUCAGAUUGCUGUUUGUGGCAAAAGCUUUAACCAUUCAGCAAGGGAUGCCUGGGAGUUAUUCCAGUCAACUGGAGUUGAAGCGCUUGUUGCCUAUGAUUGUUCAGGUGCAGUUCUGCUAAUGGGAACUCUUUUGGGUGGGCUUGUGACUGGAACUUGCUCAGGAGUUUGGACCUGGAUUAAAUGGAGGGACAAAAUGAGCAUGGUGGGGUCCACUGCAAUGUUGAUGGGAAUGGUUUUGGUGGGACUGGCAAUGGUCGUGGUUGAAAGUGCUGUUACAUCCAUAUACAUCUGUUAUGCAGAAGAUCCAUUGUUAAUUCAUAGAUGGGAUUCCGAGUUUUUUGACCAGAUGUCAGAGAUGCUACACCAACGUCUUCAGUAUAGGAGCGCGCGAGCAAGGGAAGUAUUAACUCACAAUCGGUUUGAUGGCCACACACAAGAAAUGCUACCUGCUUGAAAUGUUACCUGUGUUUACAAAAUGCACAAUGUAAUUCAACUCUUUAAUUUAUUAAUUUAAAUCAACUACAUGAAGAUUGUUCAAACAUUA